This is a messenger RNA of Lodderomyces beijingensis, 2559 nucleotides long. NCBI's taxonomy places the organism in Eukaryota, Fungi, Ascomycota, Pichiomycetes, Serinales, Debaryomycetaceae. The record is from the annotation of a GenBank genome assembly.
AUGUCCGAGUCCACCACCUUUGAGCUUGACGGGUUGCUCGACGACGAGUUCUUGGAGCCGGAGCCGGAGCCCAAGCUGAACCUCUUUGACUUCCCCGAGAGUCUCGAGAAGCGGCGCCCCCCGCGCCGCGCCGCCCCGGUGAAGCUCCCCCAGAGGCCAGUGGCCAGAGCCAGCAAGGCUCGAGAUGUUCAACCGCUCUUGGCUAAUGCCGGGGGCCCCGCGAAGUCACCCCAUCGGAGACCUAGUUCAUCUGAGCCCAGACCCAACCCUUACCAGCCGCAGCUCCCCCAGACGUCCACCAAGUCGGCCAAGUACCAGCCAACGAGCCCGGUGCUGGACAGAAGACGGAGUUACCUCCCAGACAAGGCGCCGCCAAGGGCAACCCCACAGCCAGACAAGGCGCCGCCCCCAAAGGCUGCACUGGUGCCAGAGACCAACGGCGCGCCAGUGUCAACCCCAGUGCAGCCUGAGACCAACGGCGCAAGGGCUGCAGUGGUGCCCCCUUUUGAGACAGGCCCCAGGCCAAGCAAGCUUGAGCCGCAGGUUGAACCAAGCAAUCCUCCGGGGAAGUUUGAGGCGCAAGUCGAGCCAAGCAGUUUUCCGGCACCUCCCAAGUUCCACCCGCAGGUGGACCCAAGUGUUCCUUCCAUCAGGCUGUUGCUGCCGGGACCCCUGGAGCGCCCCCCGCCCAGCUCGGUCGCGCUGUUGCUGCCCCGCGCACUCAAGUACAGGCCCGCGCACUCGUACGAGCUGUUGCCGGAGAAGUUGAACCAGUUCAUGCCCUUGGACGAGCUCAGCCCAAAGUCGGUGAGAAGCAAGACCCAGUUUGAGGUAGACCACGCGAGCGAGGAUGAAUCCCCAGGGUAUGCACCAAGCAACGCUCCUGUAGGAGGUGACCUCCCACCCCCACCGAGUCUACCCCGCGAGGCUCCAUCACGGUACCGCCCAGUGCAGCCACUGGGCCAAGUUGAGUCAGAGGUUGAUGAGCCAAGGCCCUCCAGAUAUCAGCCACUGGGCCAAGUUGAGUCAGAGGUUGACGAGCCCAUUGUUGCAAAGCCCUCCAGGUAUCAGCCUCCCAGAAGCCAGUAUGCGCCGGCCGCCGGUGCGUUCGAGCCUGCUACACCACCACUCCCGGUCCAGCCAGUGUCCAGGUACCACCCUGGCAAGGCCCCGAGAAGUCAAACCGCGCCCGUUGUGACCAAGCUUGAGCCCGUUUUGACCAAGCUUGAGCCUAUUGAGCCCACGCUUUCCAUACCACCGCCAACCAUCAAGUACCGCCCCAAACCUCUUGCCCCCCAAAGGGAGCCCACACUGGGUGAUAGACCCUCGUUCUGCCUGUUUCGAUGGACCACCGAGGGGCGCUAUGUCCUCGCUCGAAGAGCUGUUCAGAUUGAACCCGUCUCGUCCAUCGCCUCCGACUACCACUUGUAUCGGCUGUUCCCCGGCCCAAUCACGCCAAAGACACCCACCAGUGAGCUCCUCGCCUGGUUGGAGCUCAACCCUCCCUCCAUCCUUGUCACCGCGUUGAGGCACCACUUGGAGAAGACAAAGCUAACGGCCACCAUACCAUACACCAGUGGGGGAUGCGAGGGCUCCACGGUGGACCUCGGCGACGCGCAAUUGGCCAUUGCGCAGGCCAGCGGCCAUGACUGGGCCCUCGCCUUGCUUUUAGCCCACUACAUGGGCAACUUCAAAGACGUCGCCAGGCAGUACAUUGACUACCUCAGCCCGGACCCGCUCCCGCAGGCAGUGCUACUCCUAGCAUCGGGACACCCCGUGUUCUCCCCCGACUGGCUCCCGCUCGCCGCCGUGGCCCACCAAGCGGGCGACACCGAGUUCCUCAGAAACUACUCGAGCCAACUCGGCGGCGCGCCUGGAAUCGCGUGCGGCGUGCUCAGCGGCGCCCCCCUUGGCGGCAGCUUCGCCCACGUCGGCACCAGCAUGCUCACGCAGGUGUACAACAGGGGCAAGCCAAACCCCUUGGUAUCACCAUUGUUGCUCCACCACGCGAUGACGCUCGCCGAUUAUGGGCUCAGCCAAGCAGCUCAAAAGUAUAUCGACGUGCUCGCGGCAGGCAAGUACCACCACCAGGAGCUCACCAAACUAAGAGAACGUUUCAAAACCGGCAACAGCUGGCUCGACAAGGUGUGGACCCGGUUGGACAAGUUUAUCGGCGGGGACAUCCCCUCCCCGGCGACCACCAGGGCCAACAGCAUCUGCGCGCCGUACUCGUCCCGGUUGAGCGACUCGCCCCAGCUGGCCAUGUGGCGGCAGUACGAGGUCCACGACGACACCGUCAAGGAGUACGUCCCCCCGGAGGAGAAGAAGGAGUGGAAGUUGUUCAAGAGCGAGAAGAGGCCGAUCCAGGCCAAGUUGGGCUCGUCGGUGAACCACUUCUACUACGACGAAACGCACAAGCGGUGGUUGGACAAGAGGAAGCCGGUGGAGGAGCAGGUGAAGGAGGAGAAGGCGCCGCCGCCACCACGGAAGGCCACCACGCCGGUGGCCACGGGGGUGAAGCGAGGCAAGAGGAGGAACUAUGUCAGUGUGCUCAAGUGA